Molecule: messenger RNA, 1200 nt
Organism: Polyodon spathula (Mississippi paddlefish)
Lineage: Eukaryota; Metazoa; Chordata; Actinopteri; Acipenseriformes; Polyodontidae
Product: transmembrane protein 229B-like
Exons: 3
Coding region: 257-760 (167 amino acids)
Source: RefSeq, a predicted model, not a curated record
CGAACAGGAGGGGGGUUCACCAGGGAUGUGAAGCGGUGGAAGAGAGCUUGCUUUUGAACGUUUUUCCCGGGGACUCAGAGCUGGACUGCGAACGUCAUUUCAUAGGUAACAGUUUGUGAAUCCUGGAAUCCUCACUGACAAAAGCACCAGGGGCAGGCUGGACCCACACCUCUGAGUUUUGCUUCACAGAGGCUGUACCCCUGCAGCUCCCUAGCUUCACAUCCCCUCCCUGUCCUCCCCCCGCCUGUCCAGUAAGAUGGCUGCUGCCGAACCCCUGACAGUACUCUCGCGCUGGUACCUCUACGCCAUCCAUGGUUACUUUUGUGAGGUGAUGUUCACUGCUGCCUGGGAAUUUGUAGUCAACUUCAACUGGAAGUUCCCGGGCGUCACCAGCGUCUGGGCCCUCUUCAUCUAUGGCACCUCCAUCCUGAUCAUAGAGCGCAUGUACCUGCAGCUCAAGGACCGCUGCCACAUCCUGAUUCGCUGCCUCAUCUAUACGCUCUGGACCUACUCCUGGGAGUUCCUCACAGGCUUCAUCCUGCGCCAGUUCAAUGCCUGCCCAUGGGACUACACUGAUUUUGACUAUGACUUCAUGGGCCUGAUCACCCUGGAGUACUGCCUGCCCUGGUUCUGUGCUUCCUUGAUCGUCGAACAGCUCGUCAUCAGAAACACCCUCAGGCUUCGCUUUGACGAGAAGACCGAUCCUGCUGCUGCCGUGGAAACAACCGGAACGGCCAAUGGGCAUAUAAAGAAUGACUGAAGCUUUCCCUGUGCGGGAAAAAUGGUCAAUUCAAGGCAUCAUUUUACACAGAGAGCUGUUCUUAAAUUAAUUAGACAAUCCAUUUCUGUUUAAAAACAUAGGAAAUGGACAGACCUUGGGGAUGUGGAAUGAAAUUAAAUCGGGUGGUGACAUCAGAUAGUGACAUAAUCAUAAUUAUAGCCUGUCAGUCGGCUAACAUGAGAAUUAAGUUAGCAGUAAAACAGUGAAGAGGAAUUAAACCAUAAUAAUCAUGUAGCUUGAAUUGUUUAUGUAAAGUGUGCAUUUUUUAAAUAAAUGCACAUUUGGAAACAGUAUUCCCAAGAAGGGAUAUACGAAGGAACAAUUUUGUCAGCCCCACGGCUACAAUAAGUUUUAAAACAAUACAAAUGGAAUGUUUUAACUUAUUAUCAGGUUUAAAUCGCUUAAAACAUAUACAACCA